Octodon degus (degu) is the source of this 352-nucleotide messenger RNA. RefSeq names its product metallothionein-I, hippocampal-like. Lineage: Eukaryota; Metazoa; Chordata; Mammalia; Rodentia; Octodontidae. The coding region runs from base 121 to 306 and encodes 61 amino acids. The transcript is spliced from 3 exons. Gene Ontology annotation, molecular function: metal ion binding. The record is from RefSeq and is a predicted model, not a curated record.
UUUGCACCCGGCGCUGUUCCCUAGCUAUAAAAUUAGCGGGCAGGCAGCCUGCUCCCCAAGACUUCCAGACGAUAACCUCCCGCCUGUUGCUUCUGACUUCCACUCUCACCUAAGCUCAGUAUGGACCCCAACUGCUCCUGCGCCACUGGUGGCUCCUGCGCCUGCGCCAGCUCCUGCUCGUGCAAAGAGUGCAAAUGCACCUCCUGCAAGAAGAGCUGCUGCUCCUGCUGCCCCGUGGGCUGUGCCAAGUGUGCCAAGGGCUGCAUCUGCAAAGGGGCUUCAGACAAGUGCAGCUGCUGCACCUGAUUUCGGGGAGACCCUGUUCCCAUGUGUACAUAGAGUGGCUGUGAAA